Messenger RNA from Eutrema salsugineum, 544 nucleotides. Its product is annotated as 60S ribosomal protein L31-1. NCBI's taxonomy places the organism in Eukaryota, Viridiplantae, Streptophyta, Magnoliopsida, Brassicales, Brassicaceae. Gene Ontology annotation, molecular function: structural constituent of ribosome. Gene Ontology annotation, biological process: cytoplasmic translation. The transcript has 3 exons. The record is from RefSeq and is a predicted model, not a curated record. Bases 86 to 445 code for a protein of 119 amino acids. Gene Ontology annotation, cellular component: cytosolic large ribosomal subunit; ribosome.
AUCUCUCUCUCUGUUUUUCACAGUCUCAUCUCCGUUCCUACACGCCGCGAAAGGCUUUAGCUGAUAGUGAGAGGGAGAGAGGGAAAUGGAGAAAGCUAAGGGGAGAAAGGAGGAGGUUGUCACCAGGGAGUACACUAUCAAUCUCCACAGGCGUCUCCAUAGCUGCACUUUCAAGAAGAAGGCACCAAAUGCCAUAAAGGAGAUCAGGAAGUUCUCAGAGAAAGCAAUGGGAACAAAAGACGUAAGAGUUGAUGUGAAGCUCAACAAGCAGAUAUGGAGCAGAGGAAUCCGAGGUCCGCCGAGGAGAAUCAGAGUGCGCGUUGCCCGGAAGAGGAACGAUGGUGAAGAUGCAAAGGAAGAGUUUUACUCACUCGUCACUGUGGCUGAGAUUCCAGCAGAAGGUUUGUCUGGUUUGGGAACCAGAGUCAUCGAGGAAGACGAGUGAUUUGCUUAUCCCACUAUUGCACCUUUUGUUUCAUCCAAAAGACAGACAAAGAUUUUAUUUCAUUAAUGGUGAAGUUUUAUAUAUAGUCGUUUCGUGAUC